ACUAAUGACAGAUACUUGAGCACGCAGAAAUAAUAAUAUAGCAAUAAUUAUACUUGCCCUGGAUUUGAUCGAUACGAGCUAUGGCUGCAGGGCAGCUUGGCAGUUUGUAGAUAUAAUUAGGAUUUAGAAGAUCGCCAGCAACGACCUAGAGCGUCGUCUGAAGAAACACAAGUACCAAAGGCACCCAAAAAGCUAGCAAAAGAGAGAAAUUAAUUCCAUAACCAUAAUGGGAUUAUAUUUAAAUAUACUGGCUUUGAUUCUUGCUGUUCUGCUUGGAACCUAUGUUUUCGUGUUUGGUUUUCUUAAGAAAAUAAACGAAUGGCGCUAUGUUAGCAGUUUGGGAGAGAAGAAACAUUCCCUUCCUCCAGGCGAUAUGGGAUGGCCUAUCAUCGGCAACAUGUGGUCUUUCCUCAAAGUUUUCAGGUCCAACGACCCUGACACCUUCAUCUACAACUUGGUUAAAAGGUAUGGCCGAACGGGUAUGUACAAGACCUAUUUGUUCGGAAGUCCAAGCAUCAUAGUUUCUAUCCCGGAAACCUGUAGGAAAGUGUUGGCAGACGAUGAACAAUUUGGAUUGGGUUACCCAUUAUCCACAAAGCAAUUAACGGGGAAAAAAUCGUUUCACAGCAUUCCAAAUUCCGAACACAAGCGUCUUCGCAGGCUAACAACAGCCCCAAUCAACGGCCACGAGGCACUGUCCAUGUAUAUUGGAUACAUUGAGGAGAUCGUGGUUAAUUCUUUGGAUGAAUGGUCUAGCAUGAAAGAGCCGAUUGAGCUGUUGAACGAGAUAAGGCAGUUCACUUUCAAGGUCAUCACCCAUAUCUUUCUUGGCUCCACUGCUGAAUCAGUUAUGGGGUCCGUUGAGAAGCGGUAUGCUGACUUGACCUAUGGUAUGAAAUCUGCCGCUAUAAAUAUUCCUGGCUUCGCUUUCUACAAAGCUCUCAAGGCAAGGAAGAUGUUGGUUAAGAUCCUACAAGGAGUGCUGGAUGAGAGGAGAGUCAAUGACCCAAAUGGAAAGAAAGGAAUGAUUGAUCUGCUUAUGGAAAUUGAAGACGAGAAUGGGCAGAAAUUACCGGAUGAGGAUAUAAUCGAUUUACUGCUCAUGUUCUUGUUAGCUGGGCAUGAAAGCUCAGCUCAUGUAGCUAUGUGGGCAAUCCUUUAUCUUCAUAACAAUCCAGAAAUACUAAAAAAAGCUAAGGAAGAGCAGGAAGAAAUCCUAAAGAACAGACAAAGUACAGAGAAGGGUUUGACUUUAAAGGAUAUCAGAGAAAUGUAUUAUCUUCAAAAGGUUAUUGAUGAGACACUGAGAAGGGCGAGUGUCUCCUUUUGCAACUUUCGUGAGGCAAAAGUUGAUGUUAACAUCAAUGGUUAUUUGAUACCGAAAGGUUGGAAGGUUCUGGUUUGGAAUAGGGGUGUUCAUAUGGACCCUCAAGUUUAUUCAAACCCCAAAGAGUUCCUCCCUCAAAGAUGGGAGAACCAUCAACCCAGAGCAGGAUCAUUCCUUCCCUUUGGAGCAGGAAGCAGGAUUUGCCCUGGAGCUGAUCUGGCCAAGCUUGAGAUCUCCAUUUUCCUUCAUUAUUUUCUCCUUAACUACAAGCUUGAACAAAUUAAUCCAGGAGGACCCAUUGUGUAUUUACCUCUCCCAAGGCCCGUGGACAACUGCCUUGCAAAAGUCAUGAAGAUCGAAUGAAUUCGAUCAACCACGAUGCAAACAAUCUUCAUGUUUAUCUUAUUUUCCUCCAAUUUAGAUUAGGAUAGUUUCCUCCGUGUUGUACUUUGAUGUUGCAUGAGACAAAAGCUCCCCACGAUCAUGUCCAUGAAACAUGAACGUAUCAUUGAUCAUACCAAGAAAUUUUAGUUA
This is a messenger RNA of Gossypium raimondii (Peruvian cotton), 1861 nucleotides long. RefSeq names its product beta-amyrin 11-oxidase. Gene Ontology annotation, biological process: brassinosteroid homeostasis; brassinosteroid biosynthetic process; sterol metabolic process. The record is from RefSeq and is a predicted model, not a curated record. The transcript is spliced from 8 exons. Gene Ontology annotation, cellular component: endoplasmic reticulum. The coding region runs from base 227 to 1690 and encodes 487 amino acids. Gene Ontology annotation, molecular function: heme binding; ent-kaurenoic acid monooxygenase activity; iron ion binding. NCBI's taxonomy places the organism in Eukaryota, Viridiplantae, Streptophyta, Magnoliopsida, Malvales, Malvaceae.